This is a messenger RNA of Oldenlandia corymbosa var. corymbosa, 2166 nucleotides long. Lineage: Eukaryota; Viridiplantae; Streptophyta; Magnoliopsida; Gentianales; Rubiaceae. The record is from the annotation of a GenBank genome assembly.
AUGGCAUCAGAAUGUGGUUAUCCAGAGACCAUUACUAUUCCAUUGUUAGGAUUACCCGAAGGAGAAUUAGCAGCGACAGAGCAAAAAUGGUGGAACAAGAUAUUAGAUUUGAAAGAAGCAAAGAACCAGCUGAUUCUGCUGUCAAUUCCAUUAAGCCUCACCAGCCUUUCACAUUACUUGAUCCCUUUAGUAUCUGUCAUGUUUGCUGGCCACCUUGGAGAGCUUCAGCUUGCUGGAGCUACUCUUGCUAAUUCCUGGGCCGUCGCUACCGGUUGGGCAUUUGCGGUUGGCCUAAGUGGUGGACUAGAAACAUUGUGUGGCCAAGGAUAUGGCGCGAAGUUACACGGGAUAUUAGGGAUGUAUCUUCAAGCAUCUUGCAUGAUCUCGUUCUUCUUCUGCAUCCUGCUUUCAACUAACAUUUUGAGGUUUCUGCGAGCUCAAUCUGUGGUUCUGCCACUGGUUGUUUGCUCUGUUUUUCCCCUGCUGAUUCACAUUCCCUUAGCCUACGGUUUAGUUCAUUGGACCAAUCUUGGUUAUUGCGGCCCAGCAUUGGCUGCCUCCAUUUCGAUUUGGAUAUCAGCCCUGAUGUUGAUCUUUUAUGUUGGGAGAAGUGACAAUUUCAAGCAAACUUGGGUUGGACUUUCAAAGGAAUCACUCAAAUAUAUCCCUCAGACCUUACAACUUGCCUUGCCUAGUGCUGCUAUGCUAUGCGAAAACACUGAAGCCACCGCCUACAUGAUUCCGUAUGGUCUUAUCGCAAGUGCCAGCACUAGGGUGUCAAAUGAGUUGGGCGCUGGAAAUCCUACAAAAGCUAAGAAGGCUAUGAUAGUAUCCAUCAAGCUUUGUGCUCUUCUUACUUUAGCUAUGGCUUUGGAUUUAAGUUUUGGUCAGAAUACAUGGGCAAGUUUGUUUACAGACAGCCCUAUCAUAAUGCAACAAUUCGCUUCAGUGACACCGUUGCUUAUAGCCUCCAUUGUUAUUGAUAUUGGAUGCCAAGGAGUUUUAUCAGAACCUUCUACAAGAAUCAACGGGACUAAUCAUAUCGAGAACCGCCGGACUCGGAGCGGUGGCCGCUUGAGGAGGUUCGGCGGAGCGGUGCGUUGUGAAGUGGCAGCGGAAGUUGGGACGGCAGAAGCGCAAAAGAGACAGACGACAGUGAGAAAUGGUAACGAUUCGCUGGAGAUAUGCAGGGUACUGAAUGGAAUGUGGCAGACAAGCGGCGGAUGGGGAAGAAUCGACCGGGACGACGCCGUUCAGGCGAUGCUGGAAUAUACCGACGCCGGUCUCACAACAUUUGACAUGGCCGACCACUAUGGACCAGCUGAAGAUCUUUAUGGGAUCUUUAUUAAUAGAGUACGUCGAGAGCGUCCGCCUGAGGUUCUGGAUAGUGUUAGAGGCCUAACAAAGUGGGUGCCUCCACCAGUGAAGAUGACGGGUAGCUUCGUCCGUGAGAGCAUUGAUGUUUCUCGGAGGAGGAUGGAUGUGGCUUCCUUGGAUAUGCUUCAAUUUCACUGGUGGGAUUACUCUAACUCCGGCUACCUUGAUGCUCUAAAGCACCUUACAGACCUUAAAGAAGAAGGGAAGAUUAAGACUGUUGCAUUAACAAACUUUGACACGGCGAGAUUGCAGAAAAUUAUUGAGAAUGGUAUACCAGUUGUCAGCAAUCAGGUACAGCAUUCAGUUGUUGACAUGCGUCCUCAGCAGAAAAUGGCAGAGCUUUGCCAGCUUACAGGGGUGAAACUUAUAACGUAUGGAACAGUCAUGGGUGGCCUAUUGUCUGAGAAGUUUCUUGACACUAAUCUAGCAAUCCCUUUUGCUGGUCCUCCAUUGAACACGCCAUCCCUGCAGAAGUACAAACGGAUGGUUGACGCUUGGGGAGGAUGGAGUCUCUUCCAAAAACUGCUUCAGACAAUGAAAAUAAUAGCUGCUAAAUAUGGUGUCUCAAUUCCCACUGUGGCAGUGAGAUACAUAUUAGAUCAGCCAGCAGUUGCAGGAUCAAUGAUUGGUGUUCGGCUUGGUCUUUCCGAACACAUCAAAGAUGCCAAUGCUGUCUUCUCUUUCAAACUUGAUGAAGAUGAUAUGAGCAGCAUCCAGGAAGUUACGAAGAAGGGAAGAGAUCUUCUAAAAGUGAUUGGUGACUGCGGAGAUGAAUACAGGCGGGUGUAA